Messenger RNA from Corticium candelabrum, 1419 nucleotides. RefSeq lists its product as uncharacterized. Bases 25 to 1080 code for a protein of 351 amino acids. NCBI's taxonomy places the organism in Eukaryota, Metazoa, Porifera, Homoscleromorpha, Homosclerophorida, Plakinidae. The record is from RefSeq and is a predicted model, not a curated record. The transcript is spliced from 7 exons. Gene Ontology annotation, cellular component: plasma membrane.
UUGUAGAUGCAGUAAACAGCAGCAAUGGAUGUUUCUUGUUGGUUUGCUAUACUGUGUCUCGUUACUCGAGUGUCUAUGCAACAUUUCAGAGAAAAUGAAUACAAUCUAGAUAAUCCUAAGAAAAUUCCGGGAAGCAAGAUGUGGUGCUACAAACUGAAGCGGAAAGUUCAAACUGUUAUUGUGAAAAAGCGAGUGUGCACUAGCAGUUCCUUGUGCACUUUCUUGAGAGAGUCCGAGGCAUGUAGAAAUUGCAGUUAUGUAGAAAGGCAAGAGAAACAACUACGUCUAGAACGAGAUGAUGGACCUCCAUUACUCUCCAAAGCACUAGCAUCAGAGUAUCAGAAUUUCUCCUCUCCACUGUAUCCAGGAAACUACCCCCAUAAUGUUGAAUGCAUUUGGUUGUUCAAACCACCUUCAAAACAACGAAGAAGACUCACAGUCAAGUUUCUUGAAAUCAAUCUGGGAGAAGAAUCAGCUGAUUGUGAAAUGUUUGCUCGUGAUUUUGUGCAAGUUCGGUUCAUAUCCAGAAAGAAAAAUCCCAGGACUGUGUUUCCUAACAUAAAGAAAAGAAGAGUUUUCAAAACCAAACUAUGUGGAUCUUCGUUACCCAUGAGCUACAAGAGAACUCGGCUGGCACAUGUAGUAGAAGUAAUUUUUAGGAGUGAUUCAUUGUACUCAAGCAAAGGAUUCACAGCUGUGUUUCAAGGAUUUGAUGAAACCAAAAGCAAAACAAUCCUUGUUCAAGAGCCAGGCGAAUCCUUAUCAAGCAAUCUUCGUUAUGGCUUAGUCUGUUCACGCAAUGUAACUAAUGGUUCACGUUUGAUCAGUAUUGUAAAUGGUAAUAAAGGAGCCAUUCUAAAAGUUUCAACUGCCAAAGAUACAGAUGACAAGAGACAGGCUCAGUUACAUACAAACCGAACUAAACUCAGUGAAGCAGUGGAAUUGUAUGAGAAGUAUAAUGGUGACUGUGACGUCAGAGAUCCAAUUCUAAAGGAUAUCUUGGAAUCCACUAAGUCUGUUGACUGGCAUGCUGUGCAAUGGGAUAGCGUGUGGACGUCCCCAACUAGCACUGUACUGUAGAAAUCACAAAGCGUCAGACUACUAUACUACCUGCUACAGCUGUCAAGUGACAAGGUCUCCUGAUGUGCAAAAGUAUGUCCCAGCAAUAUUGAUAUAGAUAUACAGUAUCAUUGGUAAAUAUCUAGCGGACUGCCUCACAUUAGCUAUUACAAGUGCAGCUGGUGUUUAGUUAAUUAAGCAACAUUGUACAUUUCCUUACAACUAGGAUAGCUUGGUGCUUGUGUUCAACGUUUACAUCAGUCGCUAACCAGUGAAAGCAGUUCUUCUUGUAAACGUUUACACUUUUUCUGUGCACAGUGUAUUAUUCUGAUUUGAGAAGCUCAAUAAAAUAGCAAGCUA